Molecule: messenger RNA, 828 nt
Organism: Lytechinus variegatus (green sea urchin)
Lineage: Eukaryota; Metazoa; Echinodermata; Echinoidea; Temnopleuroida; Toxopneustidae
Product: extensin-like
Exons: 2
Coding region: 1-828 (275 amino acids)
Source: RefSeq, a predicted model, not a curated record
AUGAAAUGGAAGAAUGGAAAGAGUGAGAUCGGAGAAAGAAGAAUAAAGCAAGGGAGAUGGGACAAUAUUUAUGCUAUUGUUGAAAUCAGCCAUCCUCACGCAUCCUCAUCAUCCCCCACUCCCCAACCACCAACAGAAAGGAGCUCUUCAGCCAUCCUUGUCAUCCCCCCACUCCCCAACCAUCAACAGAAAACUCUCCAGCCAUCUUCACCAUCUCCCCACUCCCAAACCACCACCAGAAAGGAGCUCUUCAGCCAUCCUCACCAUCCCCCACUCCCAAACCACCACCAGAAAGGAGCUCUUCAGCCAUCCUCACCAUCUCCCCACUCCCAAACCACCACCAGAAAGGAGCUCUUCAGCCAUCCUCACCAUCUCCCCACUCCCAAACCACCACCAGAAAGGAGCUCUUCAGCCAUCCUCACCAUCCCCCACUCCCAAACCACCACCAGAAAGCUCUUCAGCCAUCCUCACCAUCUCCCCACUCCCAAACCACCACCAGAAAGGAGCUCUUCAGCCAUCCUCACCAUCCCCCACUCCCAAACCACCACCAGAAAGGAGCUCUUCAGCCAUCCUCACCAUCCCCCACUCCCAAACCACCACCAGAAAGCUCUUCAGCCAUCCUCACCAUCCCCCACUCCCAAACCACCACCAGAAAGGAGCUCUUCAGCCAUCCUCACCAUCCCCCACUCCCAAACCACCACCAGAAAGCUCUUCAGCCAUCCUCACCAUCCCCCCACUCCCAAACCACCACCAGAAAGCUCUUCAGCCAUCCUCACCAUCCCCCCAAUCCCAAACCACCACCAGAAAGGAGCUCUUCAGCCAUCCUGA